Molecule: messenger RNA, 876 nt
Organism: Penicillium pulvis
Lineage: Eukaryota; Fungi; Ascomycota; Eurotiomycetes; Eurotiales; Aspergillaceae
Gene: dscB
Product: protein dscB
Exons: 3
Coding region: 1-876 (291 amino acids)
Source: RefSeq, a predicted model, not a curated record
AUGCUCACCUCCGGUUUCACCAACACCCCGCUCACCAAGUCCCUCCUAAUCUACACCAUCGCCUCCUCAAUCGCCCUCUCAAUCCUCGACAUCAAACACCUCGCUUCAAUUCAUGUCUCACCACAUUUCUGGCCAUAUGCGCAAUUCUGGCGCGCGCUCUUCUGGCAAAUAGCCGGAUUCACAAACUCCACUGAAGCCUUAUUCGCCGCAAUGCUGGUAUACCAUCUACGCGUCGUAGAGCGGGCAUGGGGAAAGCGAAAGAUGGCCACAUUCCUCAUCACAACACUUCCCUACACUACUCUCCUCCCACCCCUCCUCUUAACACUAGUCGCCCGCCCACUCUCUCUCAACUAUUUCAACUAUCUUCCCUCCGGGCCAACAGCCACUAUCUUUGCUAUGCUAGCUCAGUACCAUGCGACAAUUCCAUGCGUAUACCGUUACCGCAUUGCCCCAACACCUAAACCAACACCAAAGGGGCUAACUCUUCUCCUCUCCGAUAAAUCAACUACCUACCUUGUCGCGGCACAACUCGCCCUAUCCCAGUUCCCAGCUAUGCUUCUCCCGUCUGCCGUCGGCUGGAUCGUCGGAGUGGCCUGGCGCGCAGAGCUACUGCCGGGUUUAUCUCCAUCCGCUACAGGUUUCCGUGUCCCAGCGUGGAUUGUCGGAGAACGGGAACGGAGGAGUGGGGCUGGGACUGGCAGUGCGGCGGAGCGGGAACGGUAUGAGGAUCUGAGGAGGAGGUUGGAGGGUGAAGCAGCUGCUUCUAGUUCGGGGCUUGAGGGUGGUUCUGGGCGGAGGAGGAAUGUUGGAGAUGGAGAAGAGGGAAGUCGGCAGGGCAAUGGAGGAUUUAUGGAGAGGUUGAGGGGGGCUUGGUAA